AUGGGGGCGGCAAUACGCAAUAGAGAAGCUGUCCUAUGCGCUCGUCGUAUGUAUGGUCGAGGGAUAAAGGAUCUGGCCUUUCUCUUGCAGACACGGACUGCACUAGCGGAUGAGACACUCGCAGCUGCGAUCCUGCUGGGGGGUUAUGAGGUUCUAGAUGGUAGCAGUGAUCGUUCGUGGAUCAUUCAUUCACGUGGCAUCCGCCAACUGUUCUGCGCCCGUGGCCCUUCAGCACAUAAACAUGGUAUAGGUCGAACUCUUCUGCUCUGCUGGCGGCCUUACAUAGUCGCGGAUGCCUUUAUCCAUGCAGUGCCCUGUUUCCUGGGCGAGUUGGAGUGGACAUGCACAUCAAUGAGCCAAGAGAUUGCCAAAUCGGAACAUCAGCAGCGGAAAAGUAGCCUUCUAGGCCAGACGAUGGACUAUGCGUUUAAUGAAGUCGCCAAAUGUCCUGGCUACCUUGCAACGACAAAGAACAUUGUGAUGUCGGACACGGAUGCCGACCCAGCUAUGCUAGGUGGUUUGGUGAACUCUAUUAUCGAAUCAAGAGAAAACCUUGUUCAGCUUCACAGCACGCUGGUAGGAAGAGAUCCCCCAGCUUCGUUUGUUGGAGUGAUUCCAUCGAUGUACGCAACAACCCUGGUGCAGGGAUCUCGCUAUAGCAUCAGCUCUGCUAUCGCACUGCUCGACCAGCUGAAGAACAUGCUCCAGUCACAUCUAAAGAGGAGAAUCAAACCCCGGCAGACCAUUUCGAUGGCAAGCUUUGACAGCAAGCAAGAGGAAGACCCAUGGCGUCUUUUCGCGGAGAACCAGGCUCUCAACAAUAAUAGGAGUCAACGACCUCUUUCUCAAGAUCCAGAAGACCUGGACCUAAGCAUCUAUGAUAUUGAGGAUCGAUUGGAUAAAUUUUCGUUAACAAUGGGCAUGGGUAGUCUAUUGCCAGAUACAUGCGGUUGCCCACAAUUCUCGGCACAUAAGACUAUUCCAAUUCAGCCCGCCUCACUUCCUUGA
Messenger RNA from Penicillium riverlandense, 1008 nucleotides. Its product is annotated as transcriptional regulator family TF. The record is from RefSeq and is a predicted model, not a curated record. The coding region runs from base 1 to 1008 and encodes 335 amino acids. Lineage: Eukaryota; Fungi; Ascomycota; Eurotiomycetes; Eurotiales; Aspergillaceae. The transcript has a single exon.